Molecule: messenger RNA, 1702 nt
Organism: Oldenlandia corymbosa var. corymbosa
Lineage: Eukaryota; Viridiplantae; Streptophyta; Magnoliopsida; Gentianales; Rubiaceae
Source: the annotation of a GenBank genome assembly
AUUCACUCGAUAUUUAGCUCGUUUAGCGCAUAAUGCAAUGGGCGCAAAAGCACAUUGUUGUGCUAAAAACGCAAUAAGUAAGGAUUGUCGUCGUCAUCUCGCUAAAGUGAACUAAAAUGGGACGGAACAGAUACAGUAAUUGGCUUAAAAUUUUCUAGGACACUGAGGGCAGUAAACAACCACAACCUAACAAUUUAUGGCGGUUCAAUAAUACGAAAAUAGCCUAUUGAACUUCGAAAGAGGCAAACACUGCUAGUUUUAGUUUAGUUUACUCUCUACACUUCCCUGCUUACUGAGUUUGGACGCCAAUAUAACAGGGGAACACGCCAGCAAAGAAGCUCCGACAAUCAUUGGGUGGCUGCCACUGAAGAAGAAAUCAGUCAGCAAUGGCGGUUGCCACCCUUUUCCGCCGCGUCUCCAAAUCCCGAUACUUCAAUUCAGCAAUUACCCCUUUUACUCCUAAACCCUUCAUAAACCCUCCUCAAGUGAGGCCAAUAAGCACCCCUGCUAAGACUUUUGCUGGGUUCGGUGACUUGGUGUCUGGGGCUGAGCGAAAAUACUAUAUGUUGGGCGGGAAAGGAGGAGUUGGGAAAACUAGUUGUGCUGCAUCUCUUGCUGUAAAGUUUGCAAAUCACGGACACCCCACAAUUGUAGUUUCUACUGAUCCUGCUCAUUCGCUUAGUGAUUCUUUUGAUCAGGCAUGUCAUUGCACUUGCAUUUUCAUUUUAUUCUGAUUAGAGUUUCUUUAUUGACUUGCAAAUGCUAAAAUUAAAGUAAAUUUGUCUAUAUUCACUGGACUGUCCAGGAUUUGACAGGAGGGGCUCUUGUUCCAAUUGAAGGAAUGGAUUCCCCUUUGUUCGCACUUGAGAUUAACCCUGAGAAAACCAAGGAAGAUUUUCGUUCUGCAAUUCAAAAGGAUGGUGGUGCUGGUGUAAAAAAUUUCAUGGACAGCAUGGGCCUUGGAAUGCUUUCUCAGCAGCUGGAAGACCUGAAACUGGGAGAACUAUUGGACACUCCUCCACCUGGUCUAGAUGAAGCGAUGGCAAUCUCAAAGGUCAUGCAAUUCGUGGAGUCACAGGAGUAUAAUAGCUUUACUCGGAUAGUUUUUGACACUGCACCCACUGGUCACACUCUUCGACUUUUAUCAUUGCCUGAUUUCCUGGAUACCUCUAUAGGCAAGAUGAUGAAGCUGAAGGAGAAGAUUGCUUCAACAACUGCAGCCCUUAAAUCUGUUUUCAUGAAGGAAGAACCAAAACAAAUUCCUGAUAACAAGCUAGAGCAGUUGAGAGAAAGGAUGUCAAAAGUGCGAGAUCUUUUCCGUGACCCAAAGACAAUGGAGUUCAUUAUAGUGACAAUUCCCACAGCUAUGGCAGUUAGUGAAUCUUCAAGAUUAUGCGCCUCCCUUAAGAAGGAAAGGGUCCCAGUACAUAGGCUCAUAUUAAAUCAAAUGCUACCUGAAUCUACAGAUUGCAAAUUUUGUGCAAUUAGAAGGAAGGAUCAAAUGCGUGCCUUAGAAUUGAUUCAGAGGGACAAAGAAUUAUCAAAUUUGAAAAUAGUUCAGGCUCCUCUAUUUGAUGUUGAAAUUAGGGGCAUUCCGGCUCUUAAAUUUAUGGGAGAUAUGGAUCACGAUUCCCAGGCCGGAAUUGAAGCUGGAUCUAUGACAGAUAAUGCUGUUGAGCAAACUGAUGGAAAGAUAAACUGA